AUGUCCUCUCAUUCCGAAGAUACCACUGCCGCACAUUUGCCCCCACUGGCGGCUGAAGUCAGGAACUCUCGCCUAUCAGGCCUUAGGGUGCCCGAGAUACCUCUACCAGGUCCGCAAGGGGCGCUCAUGGUCGUCCUACUGACAUACAACGGGUCCCCAUUCAAAGACCACUGGGCGUACUUUGUCGAAUCUCGAGAAGACCCAAAAGUCGGAGUGAUGAUACAAGCGAACGGAGAUGUGUUGAAUGGGUUUUCAAUCGAUAUUGAGCGCAAUUAUGACUUGCGAUCUGCCGAUAAACAGCCAACUGCGAGGAUUCCCCUCCAAUGGGUGGGCGAAGAGCAUUUUGAUGAAAAGGCAAUGUUCGAUAAUGGUCAAAACACUGUUGAUCAAAUUCCUCACUGUCGCUUUGAGGAGAGUGUUUGCGAAGUAAAGGCUCCCGGUAAAAGCUUGAAUGCUGUCAUUGAAACGUUGACUCCCGGCAAGAAGAUAGUACAGCGCAACUGUCAAACAUGGAUCGUCGAAUCUGCCGAGCAACUUCUAAAAAAUAACAUAUUAAAUGAGGAAGUUAUUGCUUACCUGCACGCGGCUAAGCAAUAG
This is a messenger RNA of Penicillium manginii, 597 nucleotides long. RefSeq lists its product as uncharacterized. The coding region runs from base 1 to 597 and encodes 198 amino acids. The record is from RefSeq and is a predicted model, not a curated record. The transcript has 2 exons. NCBI's taxonomy places the organism in Eukaryota, Fungi, Ascomycota, Eurotiomycetes, Eurotiales, Aspergillaceae.